Messenger RNA from Microthlaspi erraticum, 1038 nucleotides. The record is from the annotation of a GenBank genome assembly. Lineage: Eukaryota; Viridiplantae; Streptophyta; Magnoliopsida; Brassicales; Brassicaceae.
AUGACAAACCUUCAGCCGCCCAAGACAGUCAAAGAUAUCAGAAGCUUCCUAGGACAUGCUGGAUUCUACAGGAGUGCGCCAGUAGUUCAACCUCCAAACUGGGAACUACCUUUUGAGAUAAUGUGUGAUGCAAGUGAUUAUGCAGUAGGAGCAGUGCUUGGGCAAAGAAAAGACAAGAAGCUACAUGUGAUCUAUUAUGCCAGCAGAACGCUUGAUGAGGCACAAUGCAACCAUCACAGGCCAGGAACAAAGAUCUCAUCAUCAAACACACCAUGGUUUCGCCACAUAGCAAACUUCCUUGCAGCUGAAUACCCACCACCAAACUUCUUUGGCUACAGAAAGAAGAAGUUUCUGCGUGAUGUAAGAAGGUACUACUGGGAUGAACCUUACUUAUACAAGAAAUGUUCAGAUGGAAUGUUUAGAAGAUGCAUCCCUGAGGAAGAAGUAGAAGGAAUAUUGUUUGCUUGUCAUAGUUCUAGUUAUGCAGGCCACUUUGCUACUUACAAGACAGUAUCCAAGGUCCUACAAGCUGGAUUUUGGUGGCCAACUAUGUUUAAAGAUGCUCAUGCAUUCAUAUCAAGAUGUGAUGCUUGCCAAAGAAUGGGAAAUAUAAGCAAGAGGAAUGAGAUGCCGCAGAACUUUAUACUAGAAGUUGAAGUUUUUGAUGUUGGGGCAUUGACUUUUGGGACCCUUCCCAACCUCUUUUGGCGACCAAUACAUUCUAGUGCAGUUGAUUAUGUCUCUAAAUGGGUGGAAGCCAUCGCCAGCCCUACUAAUGACGCACAAGUGGUCAUCAAGAUGUUUAAAUCCAUCAUUUUUCCAAGGUUUGGAGUGCCUAGGAUAGUCAUAAGUGAUGGAGGUUCACAUUUCAUCAACAGAAUCUUUGCCAACCUUUUGAAGAAGCAUGGAGUCACUCACAAAGUUGCCUCUCCUUACCACCCCAAACUAGUGGACAAGUUGAGAUCUCAAACAGAGAACUCAAGAGCAUACUUCAGAAGACAACAGGCAAGACAAGGAAGGAUUGGAGUGCCAAACUAG